UUGUAGAUGAUGCGACACGAGUUGUACUACAAAGUAAAAACUAUAUCAAUGCUAAUUACAUCGACGGUCACAAGGCGUCUCCAGCUUAUAUUGCAUCCUUAGGACCAACUUAGAGCACAAUGAGCGAUUUUCAAGAUUUUUGGGAAAUGAUUUGGCAAGAAAAAACAGAUAAAAUAGUCAUGUUGACUAACUUGGAAGAGUCUAAGAAAAUGAAAUGUGAACAAUAUUGGCCAGAACAAGGAGGAGCUAAGAAGUAUGGUAAAUACAAAGUUACAAGCGCAGCUGAGAAAAGGUUUACUGAAUUCACAGUUAGAGAGUUUACAAUAAAUGCAAAGUCUGAGACGAGACAAGUGACACAAUAUCACUACACAGCAUGGCCUGACAAAUCCGUUCCUGAUGGUGUUGCAACUCUGUUAGAGUUCAGAGACAAAGUUGAACAAUCACAAACAACAAAUGUUGGUCCAAUGGUUGUCCAUUGCAGUGCUGGUAUUGGUCGAACUGGAACCUAUAUCGCCCUUGAUAUACUCAUAAAAGAAGGCAAGGAUGACAAUUAUGUCGACUUUUUUGGCUGCGUGAUGGCGCUUCGUGGACAAAGAGCUCACAUGGUGCAAAAUUUGGAUCAAUAUAUAUUUCUUCACCCCUGUGUUCUGUAUGCUCUGACAUGUGACACUGAACCGCUCUCGCUCACUUCAAUACCAAAUAUUAUGACAGAUGAAAAAAUAUUACAACAGUAUCAGACUUUUACGGACAUUCAAAUACCAAUGGACAAAGAUCGUAGGUCAGUUGCAAACAAUAAAAGCAGAAAAGGAACUAGAAGUGGAGCUGACAUUCCUUGCGACGACUAUAGAGUGCGAUUGACCAUAGCAGGGCAUGAUUACAUAAAUGCAGUCUAUGUUAAUGGAUACGAAAAGAGCAACAGAUUUAUUCUGGCACAAACACCUUUACCGAAUACAGUGGAAGAUUUCGUAUUUAUGUUGUAUCAAGAAAAGUGCCCAUGUAUUGUAUGCCUUGAUGAAGAAAAUAUAAAGGAUAAAACGGUCGGGUACUAUCUUCCACAUGCCAAUAAAGCGUCCAAAGUUGGGCAUUUUCAAGUAACAUGCAAGACAUGUGACUCAACGGAAGAUAUAGUUGUUCGAGAGUUGACGAUUUUAUGCAGUGGAUCGCAAUCAUCAGAAGAAUUGAAAAUCAAACAUUACCAGUUCAGAGGUUGGACUAACUCCGAAAGUGCCCCUUCAAGAGUUGAACCUUUCUUAAAGAUGGUUAAGGACGUUGAAAAUGAGAGAAAUGCUCAGAAAUCGGAACAGCCAAUCGUAGUUCAUUGCUUAACUGGAGCCGAAAGAAGUGGUCUUUUCUGUGUUGUUUCCUUGCUAUCGGAGAAGCUUCACUUUGAAAAAGAACUCAGUGUUCUUAAUACAGUAUGUCAGGUUCGCACUAGGAGGCGGCCAGCUUUUCAUGACAUAGAACAUUACCGGUUCUGCUACAAAUGUGUGAAGGAAAUGUCCGAGAUUUCCAACUCAAGCACAUACUACAAUAUGAACAAUAUGUAAAUGGUAAAGGACAUAAAACUGACUGUAUGUCUUAUAUAUGAUUCCGUUUGUAGGAAAUAUAGUUUUAUCCUUUGGAAUUAUUAAGUGACAGCAUUGUCCAAAUGUAAAACAAUCAAUAAUCACGUACUGCUAAUGUUAGAAUCUUAGCUUUUUCAUUAUCAUGUGUUACAAAAAAGUGUUUUCGAUGAUCUAUGUCGGUGACCGCUUAUAUAUCCUGCGAGACACAUACGUGAUUAAGGCAUCUAAAGCUAUAUACAUUCCCACUGAAUCCAAUCUGUGUUAUUAUAUUAUUCGGGAUUUCAAAAAUUAACGGAAAUGCAAAAGUGAUUAUAUUUAUGUCGCUUGUCCUUAACAUGAAAAAGUUCAGUGUCCCCGUGAGAAGCAAUGUGAUAUUUAUAUAAUAUAAGUAUAGUUUUAUCAUAUCAGUUUUAUUAAAGGUAAAUAAGACAUUAUCAAUAUUUAUAUUUCAAUAGCUAUGUUUUACCAGCUUACCUUUUCCCUCAGCGAGAAGUAAGUUGAAUAUAGUAGAUGUGAAAUAUACAUAUACACCGUUAUCAGCCUUUUUACGAUUUCAUCAGUACCUCCUCCAAAAAAAGGUAUAUUUGUUAAAGAGUCUUUGAGGCAUGGCAGAGUUAAUGGUCACUGGACGUGGAAAAAGUAUUUACAAAGCGCAAAUCAGGCAGCAGGAGUAUUGAUCAUAUUUAGUGAUAGCUCUAGUUUAUGCGUGUCACACGUGAUAUAUACAUUGUCGUCAGCUGUAUUUCAGUUUUCAUAUUUUUGCGGUUUACAUGUUUCUAUCAAAGGGAAUAAAUGAUAUAUCUGAUUGAAAAAUACAUGUAUGUCAUUUACAACCUUUCUAAUCAACCAUCAUGUUGAAAUGCAUACAAUGUGUGAAUAAUGUGUGUGCAUACAAUGUGUGAAUAUAUGUUACAAACAAUAACCACAAAAAGCUGCUUGAAAAUAUUCAUUAAUUUAAACGGAACAUUUCCUAGCUUAAUCAUGUGAAAAUGACAAUGUGAUAGGGUCUUUUGUCAUUUAAUGUAUUUUCUAGGUUAUUUCUUUAUUGUUUUCAUAGUUGCAUAAUAAUUAUUUACGUUACCGUUUUUAGUUAAACUGUUCAUGUUUUGCUGCUUAAUGAUUAUUAGUUCGCAGGUGGAAGAGUCUUACUGGGGGUAGCUGUACAUUUAUGAUCCUGCUUCGAUCAAAUGUCAGGAACUAUUUUGUAAACAUGUAACUGUAAAGGGUAGACAAUGCAUUUUUCCUAAAAAAUCACACUGUUGCUUGUUAUCAUAAUAUAAAGCAUUAUUUACUGAAACUAGAAAUUAAUUGCUCAUGCUUCUGUAGUAUUAUAUUCAUAUAGAUAUAGCAUGCUGGUCCUGAUAUUAGAGUUUUGCAUGACAUAUACAUCAGCAUUUGAACAGUUUGAUCUGUUCCAUACUGUCUACACAAUCAUUUUGCUUUCUAUGCAUCCAUUAUGCGUAUUGUACUGUACCUACCUUUGUAAUAAAGAAUAAUAAUAUUUA
Mercenaria mercenaria is the source of this 3070-nucleotide messenger RNA. RefSeq names its product receptor-type tyrosine-protein phosphatase kappa-like. Bases 120 to 1547 code for a protein of 475 amino acids. Gene Ontology annotation, molecular function: protein tyrosine phosphatase activity. Gene Ontology annotation, biological process: protein dephosphorylation. Lineage: Eukaryota; Metazoa; Mollusca; Bivalvia; Venerida; Veneridae. The transcript is spliced from 14 exons. The record is from RefSeq and is a predicted model, not a curated record.